UUUUUCAUUGGAAGAGGCCGAUUUCCAACUCUUUAUGCUUGUCGUUGAUAAUGGGGACGGGGAGAUCGCUUUAACCGGCAUACGGAAUUCUCACGCCGUAUUUUCAACGCACAAUUUGGAAUUCCGAUUAAUUUCACCCAAACAGCCUCCGAUUCUUCAACCCCAUUCUGCCGCCGCCGUUGCCGCUGCCGCCGUGGACUUUGGAUUAGGGGCCCCCUUCUCCGCCGUCCGCCCCAGCUCUUUCACCAUCGCCGCACUCCUCUCCGGCCGCCGUUGCAGAAUCCAACUCCUCUUCCGCCGCUUCAACUUCCUCCCUAUCAACUCCACAGUUCCUGAAGAUCUGGACUCCAAUUUCUGCUUUUCAUGCUCUUUUUGACUUCUGGUUAUUAGGGUUUUCUCACUUCCUUUGGCGUACUUGUGCUGAAAUUUGAGGCUAUAGCCCUUGAACAUUAUCCUGCUUGCUUGCUUGCUCUGGACCACAUAUUGCCAUUAGAAAUGGUUCAAUUGAAUACCUCUUAAAAUUGAACCUUAAAUUCAGUGUUCAAUGGCUCGUAAGGGUAAUCAACAGAAAACAGGGUCAGAGCGCCAUGCAUCAAACAGUAAAAAAAAAGGUUCAGACUUGCAGUCCAAGGGGCAGGGAAGAGCACGAGAGAUAAAGGUAUUUCCUGGAGCGGAACUACCAAAUGACAACCAGCAUAGUAAAUCCUUUGAGGAAGGUGUGGUGAAUAGUGACUCUGGAGAGGUUAUGAAGGAUCUAAAAAAAUCUGCAAAGUCCUUGAGAAAAGAAAAACAAGGAAUGGAAGGACUUCAUGCUUCAGAGGAACCAACAUUUCCCCCCGAAGAAUCUGGGAACUGCAAUGGAAAUAAUGGGGGCUCCGGUAUAGGUGAACAAUACAAGGGAUCUACAGUUGACAAGGAGCAGGUUCAUUUAGAUGGUAGUUUCAACUUCUUUUUGAAUGGAGAACACAUCAGAACUGUGAUGGAUAAUCUGAAUUUUUCAGAUAAUGUUUUGGUGAAAAGUUUCGUGGAAUCUAUGUCAUCAAUAUUUGAAGCAGCUCAUGUGUUUCUGGAGCAACAUAGACCUCUGUUUAAUUCUAUGAAGAACAAUUUACUAAAGUCAAGUGACUAUGUGGUAAAGAAGAUUAUGACGGCAUAUCCUAUUCUUCUGAAAUGGAUGAUUCAUUUUGGGAACAUAAUGCUUCUCUUAUCAAUUGUUUGGUUGGACUGUGCCCUCAGGGGCAUCGAUUCCUUUAUUCGUAUGGGGACAACAUCCUUCUUUGCAGUUAUAUGGUUCUCCAUUCUUUCAAUGAUUGCAAUGGUUGGAAUUCUUAAAUUCCUUGUGGUUUUGGUAGUAGCUGCUUCCCUUGGAAUUUUUGUUGGGUUUGCUUUUGCUAUUUUGGUCAUCGCCAUCUCUGGAGCAGCUUUCCUUUGGUUUUACGGUAACUUUUGGACAACAAUGGUGAUUAUCUUUCUUGGAGGAUUGGCCUUUAUAUUGAGCCACGAACGAGUUGCACUUUUGAUCACCACUUUGUAUUCGGUUUAUUGUGCUUGGGUAUGCACUGGAUGGCUUGGUUUGCUUUUGGGCCUGAAUUUGUCAUUUAUUUCAAGUGAUGCUCUGAUUUAUGUCCUAAAGAACAACAUAAAUGAGCAUAGGAGAUCAAACAGAUAUCCUGAACAAACAGCUGGGAUGAAAGAUCAGCCUGGUUUCUUUCACGAUGAUCCUAUGCAAGCAUCAUCUUCUGAAUUUAGUGGUACAGGUUUUGCUGCUGAUCGGUGUCCAGGCACACCCUCAACUAGUGGAGCUGAUUCUGAGAUAUCUUCCGAAGAUGAAGUCAUUCGUUUGCUGAAUUGUUCAGAUCACUAUGCAGCUUUAGGAUUGUCUCGGUAUGAGAACAUAGAUCCUUCCCUACUCAAGAAGGAGUAUAGGAAAAAGGCAAUGUUGGUCCAUCCUGAUAAAAAUAUGGGCAAUGAAAAGGCUGCAGAAGCAUUUAAGAAACUUCAAAAUGCUUAUGAGGUUUUACUUGAUUCGAUAAAGCGAAAAACCUAUGAUGAUGAGCUGAGAAGGGAAGAGCUGCUAAACAUUUUCCGCAGGUUUCAGAGUGAUUCACAGAAGAGUGGUCCAUUUGGAUUUUCACGUUCAGCAACAAAUAGAGAAGAUUCUUUUGGUGAAUCAAGACGAAUAGCCUGCAAAAAGUGCAACAAUUUUCAUUUAUGGAUACACACUAGGAAAUUGAAAUCUCAAGCAAGAUGGUGCCAGGAAUGCAAAGAUUUUCAUCAAGCAAAAGAUGGGGAUGGGUGGGUGGAACAAUCUUCCCAGCCUUUUCUUUUUGGAUUGCUGCAAAAGGUUGAUGCUCCUUGUGCAUAUGUAUGUGCAGAGAGCCGAAUAUAUGAUGCUACCGCAUGGUAUAUUUGUCAGGGAAUGAGAUGUCCAGCCAACACUCACAGGCCAAGUUUUCAUGUAAACACCAGUGUAACCUCUAAGCAAAACACCACUAGAGGAUCAAGUUCUAGCCAAAGAGGAGGCCAAAUGCCUGCAUCAAAUAUAGAAGAGAACAUGACAGAAGAAGAGUUCUUUGAGUGGUUUCAGAAUGCUAUGCAGACAGGCGCAUUCGACAACGUCGGUGGCAGCGCCAUGGAGAGCCCACCGACUAAAGCAGGAGUAAAUUUUAAUAAGAACAGUAGCAAUAGUGGCAGUGGUAACAAGAAAAAGAAGAAGGGAAAGAAGCAAUGGUGAUUAUUGAGAGGUUAUUUGGUUAAACCUGCUAAUAAUUUUGAAGUGUUUGGUAGCGAGUGAUUAUUAAAUAUACAACAAGGUAAGGUAAGGUAAGGUAAGGUAAGAUAGCUCCUAUAGGAAAAUUUCAAUAUUGAUGGUGUAGAGAAGAAAGUAUUGAAGAGGCCCUAAAGGGAAGGAUGGCAUCAAGAGUUUGUAUAUAGAGAGCGUAGCGGAUAACUGUCAUAAUGGCCUGAUUUACCCCAAAGUUUAGACAGGUUGGAAAUAUGUAUCCAAGAAUCCCUAAGGUAUUGCACUAACCUUAAAUAUGAAGAACUAUUUGGGAAGAUGACCUCAAUAUGGCUGUUUCCUCCAUUGACCCCCAUUGCAUAUUUCGCAACUUUCCCCCUACAUGUGAAACGACCUUUUUUGGGGACUAGCCCACUUCCCAUUACUCGACGAAAGAAAUUGAAAUGUUUUUUCUUCUAUUGGAAUACAGAUGAGAUAAAAGAAAAAAGGUCAUCAUUCGAGUAAAUAAUGCAAUAGAGUUUUAUUUUCUUUACCA
Benincasa hispida (wax gourd) is the source of this 3275-nucleotide messenger RNA. RefSeq names its product Chaperone DnaJ-domain superfamily protein. Lineage: Eukaryota; Viridiplantae; Streptophyta; Magnoliopsida; Cucurbitales; Cucurbitaceae. The record is from RefSeq and is a predicted model, not a curated record.